CUUUAACAAAAGUUCAGAGUCCGAAAAAUUCUUCGAGGCUUCAAAAUGGAUCUGAGGAAGCUGGCUGCGGACGCAGUGUCCCAGAAUAAGAAAGCCGCUCUUCUGAUCGGCGGAGCCGGAGUUGCAAUUCUGGGACUCGGUCUCGGAUAUAAAUACCUGCGAAAGCCAGAAAAAGCUGUUCGUGUGGGCGUAGUGUCGCAGCUCCUCAUUCACCCUCUCAAGUCUGGCAAAGCGGUGCCUUUGGCGCUUGCAGAGUGCCAGAAAAUGGGGCUGAAGUUCGGAGAGCUGCAGGAUCGACACUGGAUGGUGGUGACAGAGGACGGUCACAUGGUGACAGGCAGACAGGAGCCACGUCUGGUUUUGGUGUCUCUCACCUGUGAGGGAGGACAGGUUUGCUUAAACGGACCAAACAUGGAGGAACUGAAGUUCCCCAUCAAACAGCCCGACAACCCCGUCCUCGACUGCAGAGUGUUUGGCGUUGACAUUCAGGGCCGGGAUUGUGGUGACAAAGUGUCUCACUGGCUUACUCAUUACUUUACGGCAGAGAAAACUUAUCGCCUGGUGCACUUUGAACCUUGCAUGAGGCCUAGAAGUACAGCUGAGAAACAAUUUGAGGAGGUGGCCUACCCAGAUUUUGCACCUGUGAUGCUGCUGUCAGAGGCCUCUGUUAAGGAUCUCAGCAGCAAGUUAGAGAAGGGAGUCACGGUUGAGCGCUUCCGCCCCAACAUUGUGAUAAGUGACUGUAAACCAUUCGAUGAGGAUUCGUGGGAAGAGCUCCAGAUUGGCAGCGUGCGACUGCAGCGUGUAAUGGCAUGUGGAAGGUGUCUUUUCACCACAGUCGAUCCAGAGACUGGUGUAAUCAGCAGAAAAGAGCCUCUGGAAACACUGAAAAACUAUCGCAUGUGCAAACCAUCUGAGAAGCACAUCUACAAAACGUCUCCACUGUUUGGACAGCUGCACAACGUGAAGAAGACGGGCAUCUUUCAGGUUGGCGAUGUGGUUUACAAGAUCACCCGCUGAUAGAAGGC
Neolamprologus brichardi is the source of this 1028-nucleotide messenger RNA. It is a transcript of the gene marc1, whose product is annotated as mitochondrial amidoxime reducing component 1. Gene Ontology annotation, biological process: nitrate metabolic process. Gene Ontology annotation, cellular component: mitochondrial inner membrane. The record is from RefSeq and is a predicted model, not a curated record. Gene Ontology annotation, molecular function: pyridoxal phosphate binding; molybdenum ion binding; molybdopterin cofactor binding. NCBI's taxonomy places the organism in Eukaryota, Metazoa, Chordata, Actinopteri, Cichliformes, Cichlidae.